Messenger RNA from Colletotrichum godetiae, 654 nucleotides. RefSeq lists its product as uncharacterized. The record is from RefSeq and is a predicted model, not a curated record. Lineage: Eukaryota; Fungi; Ascomycota; Sordariomycetes; Glomerellales; Glomerellaceae. The transcript has a single exon. The coding region runs from base 151 to 534 and encodes 127 amino acids.
GAGCUUGGAGCUCGGGCAUUUCUCUUUUAGAAUUUUGCUUUUCAUUUUUCCUUCUCAAUGGCGCCGGCGCUAACAGCCGCUACUCAUGGCCCGAGCUCUCCUUGCAUAAGUCAGCACUUGUGGGUUCUGUACGUGAUUAUGUAAUAAACCAUGGUCAUUGAAUUUGUGCACACGUUAUGCAGGGGUACGUGCCUCUGGUGGGUCCUAUGCACGCCGUCCAAUCUGCUCCGAGCUGCCAUCCCUGCUGCUUCUUCUCCCUCUCUGCAUCUUCCUCCUUCACACCCAAUAAGAGACGAUUCCAACCUGAUGGAAGCAAGGUCUUCCCCAGUUCCCCGGCUGCAGGCUGACUCUGCCGUCCAUAUGCAUCUUCAAGGGGCGCGCCAUAUCACACUCACUUGCAAAAGGGGCAACGAGAGAGGGGUCGAUUUGCGAAAGACGCAGGCAAGAUGUCGAGAGUCGUUGUGGUGUCCCUCCAUUGCUCCAACCGCAGGCCUUGCUUACAAGAAGGAGGUUGGUGUUAGAGACAACGGCUGACAGUCCCCUGGCAGAUACUGAGGCAAUGUUGUACGAAAGACGGAUAUCCGGCCGCCGACUGCUACGUCCGUACCGAGUCUCGUCUCUCACCAAGAAGUAGAAGAAGACCCGACGGCGAUU